Messenger RNA from Glycine soja, 1831 nucleotides. Its product is annotated as fructokinase-like 1, chloroplastic. Bases 85 to 1488 code for a protein of 467 amino acids. Gene Ontology annotation, molecular function: kinase activity. The transcript has 2 exons. The record is from RefSeq and is a predicted model, not a curated record. Lineage: Eukaryota; Viridiplantae; Streptophyta; Magnoliopsida; Fabales; Fabaceae. Gene Ontology annotation, biological process: plastid transcription; chloroplast organization. Gene Ontology annotation, cellular component: chloroplast nucleoid.
UUUUGAACUACACCUCUGACCCGAUAACAUCCUUCAGAAAGCAAAAGCCCGCGAUAAACCCUUCCCACUGAUCCACACCCAAAAAUGGCGUCACUUCACCACCACCACCUUCUUCUUCCUCCCUUCCCCCACCUCCAAUCCAAAACCUUCCACUCUCCACCCCCACCCAAAAGCCCCUCCUUCCACCGCAAAACCGCUCUCAGAGCCUCCACCGUUGAAUCCCCAAUCCCAAAACGACGCGGCCGCAAGAAGAAACCCGAAACACAAACACCACCCUCAAACGACACUCCUCCCCCCCAAGACGCAGACCCGAAAAAAGAAGAAGAUGAAGUGUACGACUACGACGACGGCGUGGACUUCCCCUACUCGGACCCUCCCUUGAUAUGCUGCUUCGGCGCGGCACGGAGGGAGUUCAUCCCGGCGGUGCGGGUGCAGGACUACCCGAUGCACCCGGACAUCUACUCCGAGUGGAAGAUGCUGCAGUGGAAGCCCCCCGAGUUCGCACGCGCGCCGGGUGGCCCGCCGUCCAACGUGGCGGUGGCACACACGCGUCUCGGGGGGCGGGCGGCCUUCCUGGGUAAGGUCGGGGACGACGAUUUCGGAGAAGAGAUGGUGCUGAUGAUGAACGAGGAGAGGGUGCAGACGAGAGGAGUGAGGAUUGAUCCCGGGCGCAGGACGGGGUGCGCGUACAUGAAGGUUAGGUUUGAGGAGGGGAGGAUGAAGAUGGAGACGGUUAGGGAGGCCGCAGAGGAUUCGCUUCUUGCAACUGAACUCAACCUUGCCGUUUUGAAAGAGGCUAGGAUUUUCCAUUUCAAUUCAGAAAUUCUAACAUGCCCCUCAAUGGAAUCAACAUUAUUCAGGGCAAUUAAGUGGACUAAGAAGUUUGGUGGCCUUGUAUUUUUUGAUUUAAAUCUGCCAUUACCUCUUUGGAGAUCACGUGAUGAGACAAGAGAAAUAAUAAAAAAAGCAUGGAAUGAAGCAGACAUCAUUGAAGUUUCAAGAAGUGAGUUAGAAUUCCUUCUAGAUGAAGAAUAUUACGAGAGGAAUAGAAAUUAUAGGCCACAAUACUUUGCUGAAAGUUAUGAACAAACCAAGAAUCGACAGGAGUAUUACCAUUACACUGCUGAAGAAGUCUCGCCUUUGUGGCAUGAUCGACUUAAAUUCCUGUUUGUGACUGAUGGAACACUUAGAAUUCACUACUAUACCCCUUCUUUCGACGGGUCUGUGGUGGGAACUGAAGAUGUGCUCAUAACACCAUAUACUUGUGAUAGAACUGGCUCAGGUGAUGCUGUUGUGGCUGCCAUUUUAAGAAAACUAACCACUUGCCCUGAAAUGUUUGAAAAUCAAGAUGUUUUGGAGAGACAGCUACGCUUUGCUGUUGCAGCAGGAAUUAUAUCCCAAUGGACUAUUGGUGCAGUUAGAGGUUUCCCUACCGAAAGUGCUACUCAGAAUCUCAAAGAACAAGUUUAUGUGCCUUCAUUGUGGUGAUAAAAAUUGUAUCUGUAACUUCAAUAGAGCCUAGCAGGGCCUUGAGGCAUUAGUUGGCAGUUAUUGUUUGAUUAUUUAUUUGGAUCUUCUCUGCAAGUGUUUUAUAUAAAAUGGGAGCAGACGAAUGCUAUCAGAUUGCAAGAGUUGUUUGGUUGUUUUGUUUGGCUCCAACUCAUGUCAUCCAAUACCACUAUGAGCAGGAGGCGGAUGCCAAUUGAAAAUUUUGUAGGUAAUAUUCAAAUGUACACUAUUCUUGUAAUGGGGUUGCAGUUUGUAUUUGUAAUACUCUUCCCUUCUUCAUUGUUUACCUUCUGCUUUAGUUCUUAUGCAGCUUCAUUCUAUA